Messenger RNA from Phytophthora nicotianae INRA-310, 796 nucleotides. RefSeq lists its product as hypothetical. Lineage: Eukaryota; Oomycota; Peronosporomycetes; Peronosporales; Peronosporaceae. Bases 1 to 306 code for a protein of 101 amino acids. The transcript has a single exon. The record is from RefSeq and is a predicted model, not a curated record.
AUGAGCAGCUUUCAAGUUAACCGUGGCCGACGCAACCAUCGCCGUCGAUACGACAGACCACGCUACGCAUUGUCGUGGGGGAUUAUUGUACUGGAUCCGCAAAAUCGGGUGCUGCUAUUGAAGCAUCGACAGGGACACUGGACGUUCUGCAAAGGAGGCAAGGAACUCGGCGAUACAUCUCCUAUCCAUACAGCGGCCAGAGAACUAUUGGAAGAGACCGGACUCCGAGUGCCCAAGUUGUGGGUUGAAGAGGAGUCGUGGUCUGAGUAUUGCAGCGCCACAGAGCUCGUUCGUUACCAACCCUGAUGGUCUUCCGAUCGACGCGUACAUCCGUCAAAUCACACUACGAGAACCACAAUGUCCCAGAAUCUUUACCGAAGAAUACCCUUUCCGUGGAGGUACAAAACACAUUGAAUUCUAUAUAGCCAGGAUUCGAAGCAACGUGUCGGUGCAAUGUCAAGCCGGAGAGAUAAGCGGUUACAAAUGGGUGUCGCUGGACCAAGUCGUGAGUACGUUGACUUAUCCCGAAUGCCGAAGUUUAUUCAACAACAUCUCGAACGCACUCCAGUGAUGACCAGAUUGGGGGUACUUCACAAGAAGCUAAUCUUUCUCUUGCAGCCAGAUUGGUGCUCCUUCUUAAAUAGCAAGUGGUCAACGAGAAUAUAUCCAUGAUGAGUUGCCUUUCAAGGAUAUUCGGGGUACAUGCGUCGCACAACUUUGACAUAUUUGCGUGAUACCGCUUCGUCGUUUUGAUCAUCUGAGAGCUGACAAGUCGUAAAAGUGAAUUCAAACCUGU